UAGCAUUUUCAGUGAGUAUACAAUAUUUUUCCUGUGAAUCAUAGAAAUAAUGAAUAAAAAUAUAAUCGGCUGGUCACUACUGGGCACUCAGUUGUACAAACUUUUAUUAUUUUGCCAAAGGAAAACAGGAAAUAACUUAAACUUUAUAGAAAGUUGUUGCUUAAUUUUAUCAAACGAGUCAUGUGGAUUCUUGCAAAGAACGGAAGCUUUAGAUCAUCUGCUGGAUAUCUCAAAGAGCCAAUCAAAAGAAGUUGUUCUACAAUCACAAUGUUUUUUAGAAAGCAAAGUUUCUUCUGUUGAGCAUAUAGAAUUGGGUGCUUCUGUUACUUUAAAGCUAACGGUACUCAGCCAUGCGCCACUGGACAUUAUUGUUGAUAGAGUAAUUCUUUUUAUAGAAAAGGAUGACUCUCGACCUGUAGAAACUAAUAUGAAUCCAUCAAAUCUUUUUAAAAAUUUACUGGAAAGUAAUACAAAUAUAACUAUACAGAACGCAAAAGUUAUACUAAUAAUAUUAUAUUUGUAA
Molecule: messenger RNA, 523 nt
Organism: Zophobas morio
Lineage: Eukaryota; Metazoa; Arthropoda; Insecta; Coleoptera; Tenebrionidae
Exons: 7
Coding region: 50-523 (157 amino acids)
Source: RefSeq, a predicted model, not a curated record